Messenger RNA from Branchiostoma floridae (Florida lancelet), 5014 nucleotides. Its product is annotated as WASH complex subunit 2-like. The record is from RefSeq and is a predicted model, not a curated record. The coding region runs from base 50 to 4351 and encodes 1433 amino acids. Lineage: Eukaryota; Metazoa; Chordata; Leptocardii; Amphioxiformes; Branchiostomatidae. Gene Ontology annotation, cellular component: WASH complex; early endosome. Gene Ontology annotation, biological process: protein localization to endosome; retrograde transport, endosome to Golgi. The transcript is spliced from 34 exons. Gene Ontology annotation, molecular function: phosphatidylinositol phosphate binding; retromer complex binding.
GAGUGCAGGUUUCGAUCAUGUGACCUGUGGAUCACAAGUUCAAUCCAAGAUGGCGCCGCCACCUCCCCCUCCCCCACCACCACCGCCUCCUCCGCCGGACUCUGCCGGGGUUCCUGCGCCUCCACCACCGCCCAGCGACCCGGGAAUGACUAUAUUAAAUGGCCCAACAGCUACAGCACCUGGUCAGUCCAAUGGCCCAGUGGUGGCUGAAGCCAGCGUGAACGGGUCAGAGGCACCGCCCCAAGGUGGACCGUCCUGGGAGAGAGCCUGGACACUGGACGAGCUCAGGACAGGAAGCACCAACUGGUCACUUGCCUCAGAUGCAGGCCUCCUGUUGCAUUUACGAGAGUUCUCCCAGCGGAUGAUUUCCAGAACACAUGAGAUGGGGAAACAAGUGGAUGAUUUGAUGCACGAGAUGAAGGCCACAGACACCAGGGUCCACAAUGUCUUCAACAACUUCCUCAUGCUGGCCAACACCCAGUUUGUAGAGAAUCGUGUGUAUGAUGAGGACGUCAGUGAAGAUGCUAAAAACAAGAGUGAGAAUGAAGAGAAGAAGACAGACCAGGAAAAGACCAGAGAGCAGAGAGAAGCCGAACUGAUCCCCAAAGUGUCGGAAGCGCUGGGGUACGGACUGAGUGUCAUCGACAACGCCUUUGAGACACUGGACAUCAAGGCUGGGCAGUCUGAUUCUGAAGAUGAGGAGACUGGUUACAAAGCAGAACCCAUCCUUGAACCAAAGGACCCGUAUGUGCACCGCCCCCUCCCGUGUAUCAUCGGUUCUCAGGCAUUCCUGGAGGAUGAUGAGGUUGGACUGGGAGAUGUAGCCAGCGAGGAUGAGGAAGUUGGCAGUGACCACGGCAGUGUCAGCGAGUCCGAGAGUGAAAAGGACAUGUCAGAAUCAGAGUAUUCUGAGUCUGAAGAAGAAGAAAGUGGUUCAGAAGAAGAGGUUGUAAAACAAAAGAAGACGAGACCACAAGUAAGUACAACGAGGGAGGACAGUGAAGAAGAAGGUGACUUAUUUGGUGGAGCAGCAUCAGAUGAGGAGGAGUCUGGAGAGGAGGAAGAAGAGGAAGAUCAGCCACAGAAAGCUGGAGGUUUUGCUGCAGAGCUUGCCUCCAGGAUCGGGGGUGCUGUCCCCACGGCUCAGCCUGCAUCUGAUGAGGACGAGAACUUGGAAGAAGAAAGGAAGUCAAAGAAAGAGCAAAGACGGGAGAGGACAGAGUCUACAUCCAGUAAAGGAUCUAAGACAGGGAAAAAAGAGAAGAAGUCAAAGUCAAAGAAGAGAACCAAGACAAAAGAAGGAGAUGACCUGUUUGGUGCUCCUCCAAAGGAAGAUGAAGAGGACUCACCGUUUGGUGGGAAGGGACUGUUCAGUGGAGGGGGAGGGCUGUUUGAUGAUGAUCCUCCGGCUGGUGGUGGUGGUUUGUUUGAUGAUGAUGUGCAACAGGAAGAACCAGAGGCAGAACCAGAGCCAGAGCCUGCUCCAACCAAGAAAGAAGCAGCCAAAACCAGAAGUGGAAGAAAGUUGCCUGCAGGAGCAGUGUCGUUGUUCCAAGGUGGAGAUGAUGACCUGUUUGCGUCCAGUCCGCCUAAGGACACCAAGCAGCCUAGUGCACCAAAGGCUGCCAGCAGUGGUGGGCUGUUUGAGGCAGAGGAUGAUGAUGAAGACCUCUUCUCAGUGGGAGGGGCCACUAAGCCACCUCCUCUCAAAAAAGAAGAGCCCAAAGCUAAGCCUAAAGGAGGCUUUGACUUGUUUGGUGAGGAUGAAGAGGAGGAGGAGGAAGAAGGGGGGUUGUUUGGGGGGUCAGCACCUGCCAAGCCUGCUGCAGCAGAGAAGAAACAAGAGGAGGAACCAGCCAAGAAAAAGCUGCCGCCUGGUGCAGUGUCCAUGUUUGGUACGGGAACCAAUCCACUUGCCUCGGCCAUCGCUGCAAGAAGGAAAUAUUCUUCCGACGAAGGAGACUGGGACGAUGAAGAAGAAGAAGAAAAAGUACAUACAGAGGAAGAAAAGAAGCCAGAAACAUCCAAGAAAGAAGAAGAACCAAAGGAGAGGAUGUUUCAGCCACCUCCUCUUACUGAUCAGCCCAAACCCAAGUCUGGAAUGUUGUUUGAUGAUGAUGAAGAGGAUGACCUGUUUGGCAGUGUCCCUGCCAAGAAAUCGGCAGCCAGCUCGCGGCCUGCCUCUCAGGCUGUGCCCCAGCCUAAGAAACCUGCUGCCGGGCUAUCGCUAUUUUCAGACGAAGACGAAUCAGGGGACCUGUUUGGUGGCUCCGCUCCAACUGUGAAGGAACCAGAGAGGAGACCAGAACCAAAACAGGCUGUAGACACCAAGACUGGAAACUCUGGUCUGUUUGAGGAUGAGGGAGAGGGACAGGACUUGUUCAGUACUGGUGUCAAAGCAAACAGCAGUAGUAGGAAGAAGCCACCAGGAGGGGUGGACCUAUUUGGAGGUGCUGAUGUAUUUGGUAUAGGAAAGAAGGAGGGGGAAGGAUCUAAAGCAGCCCUGCCUAAACCCAAGCAGAUCAGCAUGUUUGAUGAAGAUGAGAAAGAUGACGACUCAGCAUCCAUUAAGAGCCACGAUUCUUCUGGCAAAGCCUCGCUAGCUUCCAGUGACAGCGGUGGGCGCUCCUCUGCUGCUCCUGCCAAGAAGCCUGCUGCCCUGGGGCUGUUUGGUGAUGAUGAUGAUGAGGCGGACAGGGGACUGUUCUCCUCACCUGCUGUCAAAAAGGACGCCAAGCCAAAAAAACAAGACAAGCCCGCAAAACAGGCCAAGAGUCUGUUUGCAGACGAGGAUGUGCUGUUUGGGGGACAGGAGGAGACACCUGAGGUGGACCUCUUCAGCUCAUCAAGCUCUUCCAAGCCUGCACCAAAACAUGACACAGAGGAAGAGAAGGCCAAACCUGCCGGGGGAGACAUGUUUGGGGAUGAUGAUGAUGGUGACCUGUUUUCCUCAAAAUCAUCAACACAGAAACAGGACCCAGUACCAGAGCCAUCUAAGUCAGAGCCUCUGUCUGCACCUGAAGAGAAGAAACCAAAGAAACUGGCUGGAGCAGUGUCUAUGUUUGGUGGCAUGGACCCCACAGCACUGCUGAAGAAGAAACAGUCAGCUGAGAAAAAGGAAGCAGCAUCUGACCCCCUACUCGGUGAUCAACCAUCUCCCUCUCCAGUUUCUGAAGAGCCUUUGCCAUCAUUAACUGAAGAAAAAACGCCUGUGAAGCCUGAAGGGUUCAAGUCUGUGAGGCCUCCUAAAGGGAGGCAGGCAUCCUCAGCUAUUGGGAAACUGCAGGCCAGUCUUGCCAUCAACCCCAGUGCCAUGCUGCCAGGUGCUGCCCCACCUGUGAAAGAAGAAGAGUCUGUACCUGUUUCAUUUGACCAGCCCAUGCAGACAAAGACUUUAGAGAGCUUGAGCAAGGAUCGUGCCAAAAUCCAAACCAAACGGAGACUGCCAUCAAGGAGAGGUAGAAGGGCCGGCGCAGGUCAGCAGGUGGACAGUACAGUAUCCCCAGACUCCCCUUCAGAGCCCAGCUCUUCCCUCCUUCCACCAACCAGCACCCCAGCCAACCUGUUUGGGAAGGACAAUCCUCUGGCUGAGGAAGAAACUACAGCCAAGGACAAGCCUGUUGCAUCUGCUGUGACCAGCAAGGAUGAGCCGGAUGCCUUGGAUGACAUCUUCAGCAGUUCCAAGAAGUCUACAAAGCCAGCACCAUCAAAAGUCUCAUUAGAUGAAGACCUCUUUGGGUCAGCCCCAGUGGCAAGUGCUACAAAAGGAAGUAUAGAGGGUGACGAUUUAUUUUCUUCAGCCUCAACAAGAACUGCACAAAUUGAAGGAGUAACCGGUGCUAACCGUACUAGUGGAAAAGCCUCUGAGGCUGACUUGUUUUCAGCCGCCAAGACAAAACAAGAGGAAAGGAGCAGUGACCAGUCAGCAGGCAAUGACGAUGACUUGUUUGCAUCUAGUAAAACUACAGCUCCCAAGAAGACUGGGAAACUAGGGGAGAUGCCAGAGGAUGACAUCUUUGCCACUGAAGCAGCCAGCGCCAGUGCAAAACCCAAGAAGUACAAAGCAGUAACCCCAGAGAGUAGCCUGUUUUCUGAUGACACGAACAUCUUUGCUGAUAUUCCUGCCACCAAGCCCAAGGAGAAGAAGAAAAAGACAACCAAGGCCGCAAGCAAAAGCAAAGGCCUAUUCAAGGAUGAUGUGGAUGACAUAUUUGCGGAGGCAGGCAGUAGUGCACCCAAGAAGUCCAAACCCAAGAAAAAGCCAGCCAAGAAGACUGAACCGCAGGGAAAUAUCUUUGAUGACGACACAACAGACAUCUUUGCAGAUCCUCUCAAUGCGAUGCAAAAAUAGUAACUGCAGGGUUAUAACUUAUACAAUACGGCUUAUGUUUUGAAAUCAUAUGUAAAUAAUUCAAUAUGAAUGCCAGGUUCGAUUUACAAAUUGAUAGUUUUUUUGUCAGCAGAUCCUCUCAAUAUGGUGAGGUACAUGUACAGUACAUUGUACAUUGUAUGUGAUAGCAGCAACAGUGCAAGGCAACUGUGUUGUAACAUGAUAAUGUAAAUAAUUCCAUAGCAAUACCAAUUUUGAUGGCAUGUACGACUUGAUAACUUGUCAAAUUUAUACUAAUGAUUAAGGCCACAGAAAGUUGAUUUAUGGAUAGCACCUAUCCAUUGUUUUUUUUGCUUGAUAUAAAAAAAAAGUUUGUUCCCAUCCAAUGAUGGUCCACGUGAGAGAACAUACGGAAAAUGGAAAGAAACGUCAUGUAGUGGUAGCCUUUAAAAGUGACAGGAUCACAACAACAGCAUCAGGGGAGAUGAAAUUCCCAUAGUUUUUUCCACUAAUGAUAUACUUAUGACAAUAAAAAGCAUAAUCCAAUUUCAGAGUAGGUAAAUGAAGUUUGCAUUACAAAUUUUUGCUUUCAUGUUUUUUUUGCAUCAUGAAUAGAGCCUAAAACUAGUGUCAAUUUUGAGGUUGAAAACAGGAAUGAAUAAAUCUAAGAAUUGUUGGCUAUGA